Messenger RNA from Suillus subalutaceus, 789 nucleotides. RefSeq lists its product as uncharacterized. The record is from RefSeq and is a predicted model, not a curated record. NCBI's taxonomy places the organism in Eukaryota, Fungi, Basidiomycota, Agaricomycetes, Boletales, Suillaceae. The coding region runs from base 1 to 789 and encodes 262 amino acids. The transcript is spliced from 4 exons.
AUGCCUAACAACGUCCCUAAUCUCUAUCGUUGGGGAGUCUUUAGAAGACUGGCUAAUCGUCUCGAGUCUCUGGACCGUUUUCUGGAAGCCAUGAGUGAGAUGAUGAAGUUUAGUGAUGCGGAAGACCGCCAAAUUCGCCACUACGGCCGUAAGAUCAUCUCUCUUACGGAGAUUGCAUACGCCACUAUGAAUUCAAGUAAUAUUGGCGCGACCCUGCUCGUGAUUUGUUCAGAGGAACAAGUGCCGUACAAAGCGGCAUUUUUUAAAAUGCUUGUCUUGAUCAGGCGCCGGAGGUCGGCGUUCCCUGCUUACUUGAACACUCGCAUCAGUGCGCUCUUGGAUUAUUCCAUAGAGCAUAACAUGGUGCUACGGACCAGAGGAAUCGAUCCACGUGUCCAAUUGGGCAUCAAGGAGUUGAUAAUCGUCAGGAAACCACGAGCGGCUCGUCAAAGCACCAUCGAGGCUGUAACCCCUGUCUCGUCGGCACGGGGAUCAUCUGCCGGCUCUUUAAAAACACCCAACGAGCCACUUGGUGCCUGUCUGCGCGCGACUGUCGAACGAGAGACCGACGCUUUGGAGUUGGCACUAGCAAAAGUUGAUUUUCUUCUUGAAGCCUUAGCUGGACUAAUGGCUACCAUAUCGUACUUGAAAUUACAACCUUUAACCCCUGUCUCGUCGGCACGGGGAUCAUCUGCCGGCUCUUUAAAAACACCCAACGAGCCACUUGGUGCCUCCAUUCCCUCGAAGGCUGUCUGCGCGCGACUGUCGAACGAGAGACCGACGCUUUGA